AUACAGACUCUCUCCAGUAAAGACAGGAGUAAAAAAAAAAAAAAAAAGGCAGUUCUCCACUACACAGGAAUACACACCUCCUCACACUUCUGUGGACAUCAAACUGGUGGUAAGACAUCAGUUUAAAUUAGACUUGUAUUUAUACACAAGCUGCUGUUGUCACAUGCCCCAGGAUUAGCUGUCAUUAGCCGUACUGUAUGUGUGGUUGGCUGUGCUUAGCUGCGUAACAGUGUGGUGUGUAAAAUGUCAGUCCUUGUUUGUAUGAAUGCAGCAUGUCCAGAACAGGGCUGAUCAUCACUGACUCUAUUUCACCAGAAAUCAGCAGAGUACUGGGAUUUUAUUAAAGCAAGGCUGUCACUAAACAGGACUGUCAACAAGCUCGACAACAAAAGUGACUGAAAUGUGAUCCCACUGUGGAAAACAGCUCUUCACCCACAGGUCAGUAUAUAUUUACAUUUCAAAGCUGUGAUCGCAUUCAUCUUUUUUUUUUUUUCUCUUUUUUUUUUCAUUAUUUUUGUAUUUCUAUUUUUUUCAAAUGCACUUUUUUGAUUGGUUGAAAAUUUCACAUUUACCUGUUGAAGCUUUUUUGUACAUCUAAAGUUUGAAGUGCACAACGAUUCAUCAACGUUAUGAAAGUAAAACAAAGGAGGAAAAAUCAUCUGCUGACUUCAUCUGUUUUUGAUUUGCUCCGAUCUGGAAAAUAAGACAUUUGAAUAGAAUAGAGCAGAAUAAUAAACUGAUCUGAGACAGUCGAAUGUUGCAGAUCAAAUUCCCUUAAUGAACUAAACAAGUCCUCUGGUCUGCCUUCUUUACACCAUAGAUAGAAGUAAUAAAACAUAGAUGUGGUCCUCUGAGAUUGGACUUUGUGCGGAGGCUGUAGAUCACAGAUCAUCACAGAGCCCAAACCUGCUGCCAGAAAGAAGAAUUAAGCUCUCACUCCCCAAAAGUAACGUAUCUGUACAUUUCUGUGAAUGGACAGACUUACUAAAGAGGAUCAGCUCCAAUUUACAAGUAAAUCCCAGCCCUCACUUCUUUAUCCACCUGUGAGUAUUUUCAUCCUUGAACAUUUGUGGCCACCAAUGAGACGAUGUUUAAAACGGUAAAAAAUGAAAACUCUGUCGGUGUCUGUUUCAUCUUGAGUAUAACAACAGCAUUACAGAUGCAUCAGGCACAGACAGAGGGAGGCAGAAAAUGAACAAGCAACUUCUCAUGGUGGUCUGCAGAACUCCACCAAUGGUUUAUGCUCUCUGGGUAAACAUGUAUUUAUACUCUUCCUGCUUAUAGGGUCACAUAUGAGAGCAACAGCCUUUCUGUGUAACAUUGUAAUUUUGUUACAGUAUGGAGACAAGGGAGCAGGGUAAGCUGGCCCUGAACUUUUUACCUGGAAAGUUUUGACAAAUAUGUCAGGAGCCACUGUACUGACUGGAUUUUUACAGAGACUAACUUUAAUUUAAGAGUUAAAGUCCCACUCCAAUGGUUUUUUUUUCCCACUACUUUAAGUAUUACCAGUGGUCCUUAAAUUGUGAUUAUGAAGUUUUUAGACAAAAUCAGGUUAUCUGUGUCAUCUCCAGUAGCUCCAGUAGCUCAUUAGCUAUUCACCUCUGAUUCGUGGGGGGAGACAGACUGCUCUGCACACUCCUUUUCAUGCUGGCUUGCAGCCUAAUAUUGCUAGUGUAGUAGAAGAAGCAGGUAACAUAGGAGCUAUUCAGCUCUUGGACACUAAUGUCUUUAGGGACAUGAUGAAAGCUAAUAUCAUAAUUAGCUUUCUUACGAGCAUUGCAAUCUGCUAAUGCACACGAUCCGCGCUUGUCCUCUCUACUUGUUGGAGUCUGGCCUGCAUAGCUGAGUGCCGGGGGCGGAGCUUGGAGUUGUGACGUAGGAAAUCUCCCCGUAUCUGAGCCUGCUGUUUGGGUCUGUGAGAGGUUCACAGCAAUUUGAAUGGUCAGCAUUAAAUGGUUGGUCAGCAGACCAAAGAUCUAAACUUGAUUUUAAAGUUUAGUCCUCAGAGAGGGACAGUCUGGAGAGCAUCUCUAACUGUAAUGUUGUUGAACACAUAGCUGCUAACAAAAUCCCCAGUUACCUGCACGCGCAGUAAACUGUGCAGGAUCUCCUUAUAUCAAACCUGUUCUUAUUUUAAAACUCAUUAAAAUAAAUGCUGAACACAGAGCCAAUCGAAUUGUACGAAUAUGGAUGAUUAAAUCACAUCAACAUAAUUGGAUAUCGUCCAAUUUGUAGAUCAGCCGUGGAUAAUGUGUCCACUCACAGAGAACUAGUCGAAAGACUGUCGUAAACGGAAUGAUGGGAUAUGACCUGAACAAAGUAAAUGAGUGUCUGCAUUAGACACCCUAUAGAUAGAUAGAUAGAUAGAUAGAUAGAUAGAUAGAUAGAUAGAUAGAUAGAUAGAUAGAUAGAUAGAUAGAUAGAUGUCUUUACAACAUUAAACUCUGUAAAGUGGUGAUUUUCCUAUUAUACUAGAAAAAAAGAAGAUGACUUUGCUCAUACUUGUGCUUAUCUGUGUCGAACAGAUUAAAAUGCUCCUGACAUGAGUAACUGGCCUCUGAUAAAGCAGACAUGACAGCAGAGGAAACUCUGGACUCAUGGGUAUCUGGUCCUGUGGAGGAAGUAAAGUUAACACCUGAACAAGGGCUGGAGGAGGAACUCAACAGAUUCAACCAAGUAACGCACAGUCAGGCGGACACACCGACUGAGGACUCUGACAGGUAACAUGGAUGAUUUAACAACAACAACAACAACAUGUAUUGAUUCUUCCUAAAACAAAUAAGAAGUGUUUUUAUUCUGUGGUCAGAUUUAGAGAUGCACAAAAAGCAGUUAGGGAUUUGCAUGGACAGAGUGAGUAAAAUAACAUCAGGUCAUAAUGAACUCAAUGUUAACAUAACUAAAGAUCUGUCAGUGGAUUUUUACACGUAUACUUCUGAUUUCAGUCAAUUUAAAUCCACUUCAGUGGGACAGAAGUUUUAAUUUAAGGACCUUACAUCAGAAUUACUGAGUAUCAAACUUUCCUCUGAGUCUGUAUGGAGGAAUCCACACCUGAAACCGUGCACAGUGAUGAAUUUACACAGACAGAGAUGUUUCCUUCAGUGGUUCUAUCACAGGAAAAUGUGUUUGAAGACUUUUCACAGAGCUGCAUGUACAGCUCUGUCAGGUCAGUGGUAUGGUCUUUUCUGGUGUGUGUGCAGGGAGGAGUUGUUCUGCAGGAUCUGCCAUGAAGGCGGGAUAUCAGGGGAGCUGCUGUCCCCUUGUGAGUGCUCUGGAAGUCUGGCCAUGGUGCACCAGGCCUGUCUGGAGCACUGGCUCACUGCCUCCAACAGCAGCCACUGUGAACUCUGCCACCAUCAGUUUGCACUGGAGCGUCUGCCCAAACCUCUCACUGAGGUAGGCCUUUUUAACUUUUGAACCCUUUCCUGUAUAUUAGAAACUACCCUGAGCUUUUCUGUAUACAUUUCUUUCAACGUUUCAUUUGUCCAGCCAUGAUCCAUAUUUAAUGACACUUGAUGUAAACUUCACAAGGACUCAGCACUUAAGAAACCCGGCAGUCCCCGGCCCAUCAGCCAGCUCAUGUUUAUUUGAUCUGGAAAGAGGAAGGUGAAGUGGUCUGGUGAAACCAGGCUGGCAUUAAGGCUCACAAGCAGGGGCGAUCAUCUGUGGACUUAGUAUAUUUUGUUCUUGGUGGGACAACAACAGAUGAAAAAAAAGAUGAAAUUAUUAUUUUUUAAAUCUGAUAGAAAGUUGCUAAGAAGGAGAAAAGAGAUUCUGAAUGUCAAUGGGUUUAUUUCCUGGUUAAAUAAAGGUUACUAACUAACUAACUAACUAACUAACUAACUAACUAACUAAUAUUUGACCCUUUUUCUGGCACAUGUCCACAAUCUGUAUCAUCUGAGUAUAGUUUGGUCUCUGGGACCUCAAAGCAAGUGAACAUAUGAUAUUCAUGUCUUCCUUAUUAUUUUAUCAAACACUCUGAGGCCAGACUAUAAAGAGUGUUCAGGCACUUCUGUUACUUCAUAUAGUUAACUGCAUACUUCUGAAGACAGGUGACCACUCACUUCAGUCAAAGUGAUAGAGGUUUGAAGUGUGAUCAUUUCCUCUGUAACUUAAUACUAAUAAUACUUCAACCAAAAUGAUGCACAUUAAAGUGAACUGUAAAUAUCUUUUCUGUGCUCUGAUAAAAAGCACAAACAUUCUUUCCAGGACAGCUUACCAACCAUCCAUUAGAGGCAAAACAGCCCUGACCUGAUGAUGGGACAUGGAUUACUGAGCUGUGCUGUGGUACUGGCAGCAGUAGGUUAGCCGCAAAUUCAUUAAAACAACAUCCAACAGAUAAUGAGUUUGAAGGUUUGGACUUAAUCAUGUCCAACCGUCCUUCACAGCUCCAUGAUUGUAACUGUGGACACUGAAAACACCAACGAUGGGCUGUAUUCACACAGCCUUGUAACUUCAAACUGUCACGCAUUGAGAUCUUUCAAAGACCCACUCCAAUGAAAAUCCUGUUUUUCUUGUUGUCUACAUGUUCAUACGGCAUUUUUCUGAUGCUACAGGACAUAUGGGAAAAAUAAGUGCGAAAUUGUAUUUCUAAGUAUUUUUGCAUUCAAAUCGCUGUGUAUCUCUAACAGACCCAAAUGGCAGGUUCAAAUACAAUGAGAUUUCCUACAUCACAAUUCCAAGCCCCGCCCCCAGCGCCCCACUGUGCAAGCCAGACAAGGAGAAAUGGAGAGGACCAUAGCGGAACAAGCGUGUGCGUUAGCAGAUUGCAAUGCUCGUAAGAAAGCUAAUUAUGAUGUUAGCUUUCAUCUUGUCCCUAAAGACAUUAGUAUCCAAGAGAUGAAUAGCUCCUAUGUUACCUGCCACUUCUACUACACCUGCAAUGCUAGGCUACAAGCUUUGUGAAGAGGAGUGUGCAGAGCAGUGCUGUCUCCGCCCACGACUCAGAGGCAAGCUGUUAAUGAGCUACUGGAGCUCUGUAGAAGAAAAGCCCUUAAAAAUGACACGGGUAACUUGAUUUUGGCUAAAAACUUCAUAAUCACAAUUUAAAGACCACUGAGAACACUUUAAGUAGUAAAAAAAAUUAUAAUCAGAGUUAGCCCCACCCAUCUGUCCUGUGUCCACCACACCAACUUCAAGAAUAAGAAGUUUGCUGGCAGCCUUACAUAUCUCACCCCUCCUCAGAGGUGCCUGUGUAAAGAGUUAAUCGUGUUAUUCAUUUCACUUGUUACUGGCUGAUCAGUCUGUAAGGCAGGGAAGUUCAGUUUACAGAAAACAGUGCAGUCAAACUACCCAAUUUAGCUGGAAAAAAAGGAUUGGUUUGGAUACGAUAGUUGUUUGGAGACUCUUAUCAGUGGCACAUGUGCCUGUAGUUUUGGGUCUGACAUGGAGUCAUCCUAAAGUAGAAAAGCAACUUAAGCUGAAAGGCCUUAAAGACCCUUAUCAAAGCUGUCAAAUACAGGGCCCUAAUAAAAUACAUAUGUAACAACGCACCACAUGGUGUCACAUGACUUCUGAUCAAUAAGGAACACGUGUGCACUGUGACAUGGUAACUCAUGCAGCCUCCACGUUAGAGGACAUGCUGCUGCCUGCUGGACUGCUGGAACCCACAAAGCCACUUAGCCUGAGAGCCAGAUUAGAUGGCUCCUCUUACUGCUCUGUAGAGGACACUGCAAUUGGGUGUAUUAGUGGCCACCUCCACUUCCUCAGUGUGCUACAUGUGUGGUUACAGCCACUAAUCUGCUGAUUAAGCACCAUGUGCCCUGUCAGGUUAAGCUAGACUAUGAACAGCAUCAACCUUUUAUCAGGCAAUGACUUGCACAGAUACACAGACAGACUUUUCAGUGGUAAUGUAGUACAUUAUCACUGUAAACCUGCAAGUUUUCUGUCAUCUCUGACUUUUUAUCCCCUUAGAGAAUCACUUAAUCUGUGUUAGUCUGUGUCAGAUCUUUAUUCUUCAACAUAAACACUUUCCUUAACCCAUCAACAUGGGCACACACGUCUGAUCAGAAACACUCUCAAGAAGUCCUGUUACUUAACACAUGAAUAUUCCAUUUAAUUGGAGCUCAAACCAAGACUAUGAUUAUUAUGAUUAUUAAGUGUAGAAAUUAUUAAGAUUUAAGCUUGAUCAUUCAUCGGCUGCUUGUUUGUUAUUAAAUUGAAUAUAAGUUUCUACUGAUGGCUGUUUAACAAUUAUAAAUGGUCUUCUGCAGUUAUAUAGUUUGUAUGGGUUUUUUUGACCACAAGUAGGAGCAGGGACUUCUUUUCAAGGGAUUAAGUGGUUCCCAUGAGCCAUUGUAGUCCUGGCUGGAUAAUGCAGAUCAGGCCUGAGUGGAUAACAUCAGGUUCCUGAUAAUAUUUGCUCUUGUGCUCCUUCUUCUUGUUCAUCCUUUUAUCUGCUCAUCUGAUGUUGAUGUGUGAAUGUGUACACUGGUCUAUAUUGUAAAUAAGACUGUUUCCUAAUAAAACUGUUGUAACACCAAAAAGCAAAUUACAAUUUCAGUUUCCCAUCAUGAUAGUUGCUGUAUUGUUAUUAUUGUUGGGCUCAUGACCUCAGUAAGAUCUGAAUGCAGCAGUUUUAUGAAGUCUGAGCAGUAUUUGUUUUGAACUUCCUGCUUCAUCACUUUACAGGCUUCAAGUCUUAAUCUCCACCUGCUGGCCAAAUGCUGUAUUUGUUCCCUCGGCUGAAAAGAGUUUUUCCUGUCCACAGUGUUUAAGUCUGGCAGUGAUACUUCUGUGACACUAGGUCAAAGUUGUCUUGUUUUCUGUUAACGUGUCUGCACUGUCUGUCUCUCCACAGUGGCUGGGUUCUCCAUCUGUGCAGCAGCAGAGGAGGACACUGUGUGGUGAUGCUGUGUGUUUCCUCUUCAUCACACCACUGGCCAGCCUAUCAGGGUGGCUGUGUGUUCAGGGAGCCAGAGACCUCUACUACACUAAUGGCAUGGAGGCCCUGGGGCUCCUUGUUCUCACACUGGCCCUCUUCACUAUAUAUGUCUUCUGGACUGUGGUGAGUUUAGAACCUGAUCUGAUAACAGCAUGUGUCGCUCAAAAGUCCUUCCUUACCCUCAGAGCAGUCUUGAUAGGUGUGACAUCCCCAAAAUGUCCUGAAAGAUUUUAGUGAGCUGCCCUUAACUGGUCUAAAAAUAUUUUAAAAAGUAUUUAUAAAUAAAAAUAUCAUGGGGUGGCUGUGAUUUAUUACUGGCAAUUGAAGAGUCGAGAUUAUAAUCCUAGGUCCUGCGGUCUACAUGCUUAAAUGUCCUUGAGCAAGACUUAAUGUGUGAAUGGUUUUAGUCAAAACUGACUGUGCUUUACCCAGCAGCCUCUACCAUCAGUUUGUGUGAACAGAUGAAUAAGAUGCAAAAGUGCUGAGUUACCAUACGAGUCCAUUUUGGUCCGAUACAGUAGUAACUCUCAUCUUUGGCAGUGUUGUUCCAGAUUCAAAGCAGAAUGCCUCGUCUCCUAAAACCUCCUGCCAGUUUAGGGAGGAGGUUAUUGGUGAGUUGGGUUUGGGCAACAAAUAAAUGUGAACAGGACCAAAGAAGAUCUAUUUAAUCCUUAAAAAAAAUAAAAAUUCAAUAUCACAUUUGAAAUACUUUUAUCUCUUUUUUUUUAUAUCCCCCACACUCCGCCUUACAACACUGUAUUGUGUCUAACCUAUAAAAGCUGAAUUAAGGAUGUUUUGUGUCUUCCAGGUGUCUCUGCGCUAUCAUAUGCACCUAUUUAUGACAUGGAAGACAACAGACCAGAGAGUGCGACUGCAGGUCCCUCUGCCCACCAAGACUACACAAAACCAACAGACCCUGCCCAUAAAUGCACUCAAUAAAGCCACCAACAAAGAGACAAUGGUAUAA
Xyrichtys novacula (pearly razorfish) is the source of this 7847-nucleotide messenger RNA. The record is from the annotation of a GenBank genome assembly. Lineage: Eukaryota; Metazoa; Chordata; Actinopteri; Labriformes; Labridae.